Clonostachys solani is the source of this 942-nucleotide messenger RNA. Lineage: Eukaryota; Fungi; Ascomycota; Sordariomycetes; Hypocreales; Bionectriaceae. The record is from the annotation of a GenBank genome assembly.
AUGGAGAUCCGAAGAAUUUUUCUCUACCCGGUCAAAUCCUUACUUCCCGUUGAGGUAAGCUACGCAGAGCUGACCUCGGAAGGAUUGCGAUUUGAUCGCCAGUACAUCUUGGUCAAGAUGCCACCUCAGCCAGCUGCACCGAAUGCGUCCGAAAGCGAACUCGGGCUUGUUGAGCAUUUGGCCAUCAAAAAGAAUUUUCUCCUAGCUCUGUUCCAACCUUCUAUCCAUGAUGGCUGGUCAAAGCUUACUAUUCGACACACAAUAGCUCGGCCUGAAUCCUCCAUCACGAUGUCACUGACACCAUCCCCCUCACUUUGCGCAAACGCAUCCAAGUUUAAGGUGAGCAUAUUUGGGACCUCCGCUAUAGCCAUUGAUAUGGGAGACAAUCCCGCCUGCUUCUUCCGCAAACACCUUGGCAUGGAUGUCCGCCUCUGUUUUAUUGGUGGGAAUGGCAAGCGUAUGUUGCCUGGUGUCGCUUUUGGAUCCAGGGUAGGCGCUGCAAAAGUUCUGCCACCUGGUUCCCCAUUACUUGAUGAGAGAGUACAAGCUCAGAGGACGCGCUUUGCCGAUGCCGCACCCUAUCUUAUUACCUCGUCGGCGUCUGAAGAAGAUGUUAGGUCUCGUCUUCCGGUCGAGAAUCAGGCCGAGGAUGUGAUCAUUAGGCUACGGCCCAACAUUCACAUCGGCGUUGACGACUCCACACCCCCUUAUGAUGAAGAUGACUGGGACACAAUUCUCGUUUAUGAUGGUGAUCCCAAGACAAAGCAGGUUGUACCGAAAGCGACUAUACAAUUGUAUGGACUUUUGGCCAAAGAUCGUCGAGUUAAUCCUUUGUAUCCACACAAGCCAGUUUUUGGCCAAUAUGCCUAUAGUACCUCUGUUGGACAAACUCUGAGAGUUGGUGAUGUAGUUAGAGUCCUACGCAGAAAUGCCCCAACUUGA